GCGACUCUACGGACAGUUUGUUUCAACUGAGACGCUCGCGUUUGCAGAGAGAGUUUAGCUUUUAACAUAAACGGGCGACUUUACCUCCUUCAGCUACCUUAGCCGUAGAGCGAAGACCUCCGGACACGCAACGGGAGCAGAAGACAAAGCAGCGGGCGGGUCGGCGGCCUAACGGAGACUUUGAACAACUCGCUCAAGUGGGCGGGAAAACUCCUGGAAGCCCGCGCUCCACGAACGCGCGCGCAAACUCACACAGACGCUCGCGUUCCCAGGUUGCUGCCGGCGCCAGCGGCGCGUCCCCCCACUUAGUGGGGGCUGCCCCUCCAGACGGCGCGGCCCAGGGGUGAUGGAGAGCGGCGGGAGCGACGACGACGACACACUGGGGUCCCUGGAGGCCGCGAGUUAGCGAAGAGCCCAGGGCGGGACUGGACCUCCGCUCGACGACAGGCUGUAAGCGGCCAACUUGGGAGAAGCAGCAGCAAAGUUUGGGGAAAUAAACGGGUCACUGACAGCGCAUCUCCUCCUCCUCCUCCUCCUCCUCCUGCCCGCCGCCCUUCACCAUGAGCUGGAGUUUCCUGACGCGGCUACUUGAGGAGAUCCAUAACCACUCGACCUUUGUGGGCAAGCUGUGGUUCACCGUCCUCAUCAUCUUCCGCAUCGUUCUGACGGUCGUCGGCGGCGAGUCCAUUUACUACGACGAGCAGAGCAAGUUUGUGUGCAACACGGCCCAGCCGGGCUGCGAGAACGUCUGCUAUGACGCCUUUGCCCCCCUGUCGCAUGUGCGCUUCUGGGUUUUCCAGAUCAUCCUCAUCUCGGCGCCGUCCGUCAUGUACCUGGGCUACGCCGCCCACAAGAUUGCCCGCAUGGAAGAAGAGGCGGGCGGAAAGGUGGGCACCGGCUUUGGGGCGGGCAGAAAACACAAGGGCAAGUUCUUCAGCCGGAGGAAUCAGCACCGAGGCAUCCAGGAGGCAGAAGAUGAGCAUGAGGAAGACCCCAUGAUCUACCAGGAGGCGGAGGUGGAGAGCCGCAGUGACACAAACGCCGUGACGGCCGAGAGUCCGGCGCCGGGAAGGCCGCACGACAAGGUCCGGCACGACGGCCGGCGGCGCAUCAAGAAGGACGGCCUGAUGAAGAUCUACGUGGCCCAGCUGCUGAGCCGUGCCACCUUCGAGCUGGGCUUCCUGGUGGGCCAGUAUGCCCUGUACGGCUUUAGGGUGCCGCCCUCGUACAUGUGUGAGCGUGUGCCCUGCCCUCACACAGUGGACUGCUUCGUGUCCAGGCCCACCGAGAAGACCAUCUUCCUUCUGAUCAUGUACGCCGUCAGCACCCUCUGCCUCGUGCUGAACGUCUGUGAGAUGCUUCAUCUGGGCUUCGGGACCAUUGGGGACGUGCUGCGGAGCAGGCAGUGCCCCACCGAAGAGCAGUACCUGCACCCUCCUGCGGGGGACACUGCCACCUACACCUACCCCUUCACAUGGAAUGCCCCUUCGGCGCCGCCAGGCUACAACAUCGUGGUCAAGCCCGAGCAAAUCCCGUAUACCGACCUGAGCAACGCCAAGAUGGCCUGCAAGCAGAACAAGGCCAACAUCGCCCAGGAAGAGCAGCAGCAGCAGCAGUACAGCAGCAACGAGGACAACUUACCGAUGGCGGACAUGCGCGACGCCCUGCAGAAGGACAUCCGUGUGGCUCAGGAGCGGCUGGAGGCUGCCAUCCAGGCCUAUGGUCACGAGAACCUGCAGCCACGCGGCCAAAGAGAUGGCAAGAAGGAGCGGGGUGGCACACGCCCGGUGCCAGGUCACACGGGUGGGGGCAGCAGCAGCAGUAGCAGCCGGUCAGUGUCGGGCAAGCCCUCGGUCUGGAUUUAGGACGUGAGCCAAGCCGGCCCAUUCGUGCUGGGGAGGAGGCUGCAGGCCAGCGGCCGAUCACGAGGUGGCCUGGCACAAGGGACUUGGAAGGAGACCUCGAUAUUUAAACUUUUGAAAUUUUUUUUUAGAUUUUUUUUUGUCAUUUUCAGGAUGCAGGAGUGCCAGCCUCGCCAAGAGCCGCUUCUAGCUGCAGUUCUACAGUGCCUUAGGCGGACCUCAUGUGGCCGUCCCCUUAAAUCUCGUAGCGUGGACUGUCCCCCCAAGCUGGGGUCAAGCAUUACCUCAGGGUGCCCUUACAUUUCACAAUCAGCAGUGCAGAUGCCCCCCAGCAGAGGGUGCUAAACAGCCGAACUGAGCAGAGGCAUAGCAGUGGGGACAAGGCCACCUCAGGGAGUCACUCGGCCAGUCACCCCCAAACCUGCACCUUCACUACACCAUCUUCAGGUCCAUCUCGGACAGCAUUCUCAGAGGGGUGUCAGCCCCGACGGGCACCUGUACCUCCUGUCUGUGGUAGUGCUGUGCUCAGG
Molecule: messenger RNA, 2392 nt
Organism: Erpetoichthys calabaricus (reedfish)
Lineage: Eukaryota; Metazoa; Chordata; Cladistia; Polypteriformes; Polypteridae
Gene: gjc1
Product: gap junction protein gamma 1
Exons: 2
Coding region: 561-1865 (434 amino acids)
Biological process (GO): cell communication
Cellular component (GO): connexin complex
Source: RefSeq, a predicted model, not a curated record